UUUGAGCGGCAAGCACUCCUUUCUGGCAAUUUCGACCAAACAGGUGACUGAGCAGAGCAGCAGUCGGUGAUCCCAGGUGGUACUUAAAAGGACAUCAACUUAAAGUUUUGUGCCAAAAGGAGCACCAUAAGUGGUGUGUGAUAGUGUACGAAACAUAAAACAAAAAGUCGUUAGAAUUACUGUUCUACAUAACAGUUUUCUAAAGAAUCUAGUGAUAGUGUGAAAAAGUAAGCAUUGCAUCAAAUUAUAGUGAGCAAGCACUUCAGCGCUAUUAUUUUUCCAGAGUCCUAUUCAAAAGCGCGCGUGUUCGUGCAAACAAAAGGAACGUUGCAACUUUUUUCUCACUAGAUUAACAAUAAACCAGUUCUGAGAGGCUAACUCGAGUGGAUCUUUAUACAGGUCCACUCAAAACCCACCACUUGCUAGUCUUGUCGAACCAGGCGCAGCGAAUAGGGAAGUAUUUCAGCAUAAAAAAAAGAUUUCCGGAGAGCACGUCAGAAGUGAAUGGAUUUAUGACGCAGAAAGUCUAUGAAUAAAUUUGUAAAUCUGUAAGAUUUGUCGCAAUCGGAACACCAUCCGUGCAACUAGUUGAAAAGUGCACUGCUCUGGCUAGAAAGGGUGCGUAGGUGAUUUUGGGAAAAGCAGAACGGUCUCGAGAAAAACCAGGUGGAGCCGAAGUAAAAUUUAUCACCGAAGCUCAAGUCCGCUGCAAUAAACUACUAACGAUUUUAGUGAUCCGCAGUAAGAUUCAUGGAGGUUAUAAAAAUGUCAGCUUGCAAGCUGCUGUUCGUUGUGGUGCUGUCCUGUGUGCUGCUUUGUUGUCACACCUCGAACGCUGGACCAGCCCGCCAGUUGGCUAGUCUGGCGGUGAGGGCCUCCAAGAUACCUCGUUCGAUCAGGGCACCGUUCCGGAACUCGGAAAUGAUGACCGCGAGAGGGUUUGGUAAAAGACGUGUCCCAAUCGGUGCCAACGUUGGAGGAAGCAGUGGAAAUAGUGGAGCUACCGAUGAGGCGCCAUGGGUACACGAUAAGAGAGAGACAAUUAAGCUAUUCGAGCAGCUAGCAGCCGACAAUAAUGCUGAUCCAGGAACACAAAUAGCUGGUGAACAAGAAAGUUUCCCGCUGGAAUGGUUCGCGAAUGAGAUGUCCACGAAUCCAACGCUGGCUCGUACAAUACUGCAGCAUUUUGUCGAUUCCAAUAAGGAUGGUUUACUGACUUCGAAUGAACUGAUAAGUUUGAGCGAUGGCAAUGAUAUGUUUUAAACCUGUUUACAAUGAUACAUUGUCAAUCACCUUCGACUGUUGUUGCUCUUCAAAUCCCACCGUAUUCAAGCAGUUACUGCAAAAGACGAAGCCAGCAGGGCUCUUUUAUUCUGGAUAUCAAAAAAUUGCAAUUCAGAAAACGUAUUUCAAAAUGGCUGUUCAUCAGAAUAGUGUAAUUGUUAUAUACAAACAGGUAAUUUCUCUCCACCAGUAAUGUUUUUUUUUUAAAUUCAAUUGUUAAUCUACAACGUUUAAGGAAAUGUAUAAGUAUUUAUUGCUAGAAAAGAUUUUUAUUGUGAUUUAGAACACUCUAUAUGUAGGGCCCGUUUUAUAGUUGAGCUCUAGAAUCACAGUGCAAGUAUUAUUAGUAUCUUUGUGUUUGUGCGAAAGUGCUUUAAGCAGGUGAUAUCUUGGAAAUAGCCGGUCGAGGCUGGAUACCGAGCUAUUUUUGAGAUUUCAGUUGACUAUUUUUUUGCUUUGAAGAAAAAGGAAUAAACUUAACUGUGUUUGGUUCGGAAAGCCAAAUUUUAGUACAAGCUUAGGAAAUAAUUAUAAUAUUGUAUGAUGAAUGCUAGCAAACGGAGAGAACGCUACUUUAAACAAAGUCAGAGAUAUCAAGUCAAAGUACUGUAAUAUAAACAUAAAUAAACAACAAAGCAAAGUUAUAUAAUGCAAGGAAUACAUACAAAUCGCAAUGGGAAAUAAAACUUUAAAACCAAUGAAA
Molecule: messenger RNA, 1987 nt
Organism: Wyeomyia smithii (pitcher-plant mosquito)
Lineage: Eukaryota; Metazoa; Arthropoda; Insecta; Diptera; Culicidae
Product: allatotropins-like
Exons: 3
Coding region: 751-1263 (170 amino acids)
Source: RefSeq, a predicted model, not a curated record